Aspergillus saccharolyticus JOP 1030-1 is the source of this 3736-nucleotide messenger RNA. Its product is annotated as putative importin 11. Gene Ontology annotation, biological process: protein import into nucleus. Gene Ontology annotation, molecular function: small GTPase binding. NCBI's taxonomy places the organism in Eukaryota, Fungi, Ascomycota, Eurotiomycetes, Eurotiales, Aspergillaceae. The record is from RefSeq and is a predicted model, not a curated record. Bases 284 to 3424 code for a protein of 1046 amino acids. Gene Ontology annotation, cellular component: nuclear envelope; cytosol. The transcript has 7 exons.
GCUUCUCUACUGCUUGUUGAUCCUUGUUGUCAUUGUUAACAAUAUAUUCCCUGCCCGCAACCUCAAUUCUUUGUGCACCAACAGCACAGGACAGGACUUCUGGACGUCGCUUUCCUUACCUUCAUUUGGCUCAUCGAGUUGUUGAGGUUUCCUGUCUUGGCUGACUCGAUCCCGCGUCCAAUUAACGAUCGAAAUAGCUCCCAAGCUUCGCAGGACGACGCGUCCGAUACAACACCCCGACUCGCCAGCCAUAUAGCCGGCGACGAAGCCCUUUGCUCGGAACAUGGCUUCGAUAGUUGAGUUGGCAGGCGAAGCCAACCCGCUGACGCCCCAUAACGUGCUCAAUGCACUGGUUCUCGCGGCGAGCUCAACCCAGCAGCAGGUGCAGACGGGUACCCAACAACUCCAGAAUUGGGAAAAGCAGGAGCUUUACUACACAUAUCUUCAGGAUGUUUUUCUAGACCAAUCUGUCCCAUCGGAAGUCCGAUACCUCUCCAUAAUUCAGCUGAAGAACGGCAUCGACAAGUAUUGGCGAAAGACCGCUACCAAUGCCAUCAAGAAGGAGGAGAAGGAACAUAUUAAGCUGAGGGCGCUCCAAGCGGGUGUCGUUGAACCUGCUCCUUUGCUUGCCCUUCACAAUGCCUUGAUGCUGGCUAAGAUCAUGCGUUAUGAGUUUCCCCAAGACUGGCCUGACGGAAUCUCCUCGAUUAUUGCCUUCCUUCGCUCCGCCACCCAGCCUGGCGCCAAUCCGUUACAACUUCCCCGCACCCUUGUCAUAUUGCUGCAGAUUAUCAAGGAGCUGUCGACAGCUCGUUUACAACGGACCCGUGCCAAUCUCCAGUCGGUGGCGCCUGAGGUAUUCCAUCUACUUGGUGGCAUAUACGUGGAUAAAGUGAAUACCUGGGCAGCGUGGUUAGAGCAGGGUGGCGCCGAUGAGACGACUUUGCUGGAGACAAUAGAACAGAGCCUUGUGUCUCUUAAAGUUAUUCGACGCCUGGUUAUUGCUGGUUUUGAGCACCCUAAUCGGGAUAAGGACGUUCGAGAAUUCUGGGUCCUGACACAUUCCCAUUUCAGUAGGUUCCUGGGCUUUGUCAAUGGCCCGGCAGCCGCUUCAGAGCAGUUGAGAAGGGCUGUUGAAAAGCAUCUUUUGCAACUCUCCAAGCUCCAUGUAGAGAUGGCCAAGGACCGCCCGGCCUCUUUUGCACUUUUACCCGACAGUAUCCGUCUUGUUCAAGCUUAUUGGACCCUGGUCACACAACUGGGUGAGAAAUACAGUGAGCUCGGAGCUGACGGAGAAUCAGAGGGCAAGUCAUUAAUGGAGAAGACCGGGCUCAGAGCACUCCUCCUUAUCAGAGCCUGCUCAAAAAUGGCUUUCAAUGCUGCUCAGACAUUCAAAUACCAGACACCACAGGACAAGGAAGAGAAGAAACAAUCGGUCGAGCUCAUCAAAGCGGAACUAUUCACCGAAGAUUUUGUCGUUAGCGUUAUGGAACUCCUAGUCACCCAAUUUUUCCGAUUCAGAAAGAACGACUUUCAAGAAUGGGAAGAAGACCCAGAAGAAUGGGAGAGAAAAGAAGAGGAUAUUUCCGAUGCUUGGGAGUUCUCCAUACGGUCCUGCUCGGAGAAGCUCUUCCUCGACCUUGUCAUCCACUUCAAAGAGUUGCUCAUUCCCCGUUUACUGCACGUCUUCUACGGGUUUGCAAGCCCCGAAAACCGCGAUGUGCUCUUAAAGGAUUCACUUUACUCGGCCAUUGGGCUUUCUGCAGCAAGUCUAGAGCAACACCUAGACUUCAACAAUUUCCUCCAGGGGACUCUCGUGCCGGAAGUUCAGCUUCAGGAGCAAGGCUAUAACCUUCUUCGAAGAAGAAUCGCUAUUCUGCUUGGCCAGUGGGUUCCAGUCAAGUCGAGCGAGCUCAACAGAGACGCGGUGUACCAGAUAUUCCAACAUCUUCUCAGUCGGAAGGAUCCAUUGAAUGAUCUGGUUGUGCGCAUUAGCGCUGGUAGACAGCUGAAGAACGUGCUUGACCCUUUCGAAUUCUCACCCACUGAAUUCCUGCCAUACGCUCCGACUAUUCUUCAAGACUUGAUGUCUCUUGUUCAAGAAGUGGAGCUGUCAGAGACCCGGAUGGGUCUUCUUGAUACUGUUCGCAUGGCGGUGGUUAAGAUGGAAGAUCAUAUUGCUCCCUUCUCGGAUCAAAUCCUGUCAUUGCUGCCGCCUCUUUGGGAGAGUUCCGGAGAAGAACAUUUGAUGAAGCAGGCCAUUCUCACCCUUCUCUCAUCCCUCAUCCAUUCUCUCAAACAAGAUUCAGUCCGGUACCACUCGCUUAUCUUGCCUCUAAUCCAAAACUCCGUCGAGCCAGGCUCUGAAACUCUCAUCUAUCUUCUCGACGAAGCUCUCGACCUUUGGGCUGCGAUACUCAUGCAGACGCCCUCUCCGGCCUCUCCGGAGAUUUUGUCUCUUAUCCCCGCCCUAAUGCCCAUACUAGAGGCGGCCACGGACAGUGCUCCUCAGGCGCUUCAAAUUGUCGAAUCUUACAUUUUACUCGCCCCCCAGGAGAUUCUCAGUGAUCGUAUCCGCUUCCCACUCCUCGUCUCGCUCGAGACGCUUCUGAAAGUCACCACUCGCCAGCGGCUAGGUGUCGUACCGCGCCUCGUGGAGCUGAUGCUCCGCGGCGCCGAAACGGUGGACGGUGGCAGUGAGAGCACCUACAACGUGAUCACCCGUUCCCUCCUCGACAGUUCUUUCCUCCCUGCUAUCCUCGAGGGACUCCACUCUGCCUACGAUGCUAGUCAAACGACAGGACCUAACCGCAAGCAAACCUCAGUCUACGGAGUCGUUGAGACAGAUUAUUUCUCCGUCCUUGCGCGUCUCGCUAUUGCCCAUCCGAGGAUCUUCACUUCCGCCGUGGCCUCUGCCACCAACAGUUCUGAGGAACAGGCUCUGGCCUGGAUUCUGACGGAGUGGUUCCUCCACUACGAUAACAUUGGCAGCAGCACGCAAAAGAAACUUCAUGCCCUCGCCCUCACUCAACUUCUCACUCUUAACGGACCCGACUCUCAGCCUCCAGCUUACCUUCUCAACAAUCUCCAGUCCUACAUAACCAUGUGGACCGACAUCGUAACCGAGCUCUCCGAAGACGCCAGUGGCGCGAACCCCGACGACCCUCGCGGCAACGACUACCUCAUUUACUGGAACAAUGCCCAAACGGCUGCAAAUGACGAGCACGAACCGCCGGAGAACGAGCGUCGUCGCGCAUGGGAUGACAUGGACAUCCUGCACAAGGUCAACAUUCGGGACUUUAUCCGCGAGCGACUCCAUUCGGUUAUUGUCGGCUGCGGAGGCGAGCAGCGCUUCCAGGAGGACUGGCUGCUGAACGUUGAUCGUGAGGUCGUUGCGGCUUUUGGGGCCCUUGGGCUUCUCUAGAAAGGACUCUCCUCCGCCUGCCUCUGCUGUCCGUUCAGACCCCCUUUCAAGUCUUCCUUAUAGCCCCCGGCCAAUCAUGUGACUCAUUGUCUGCAUAUGCCUGCCUGUCUGUCUGCUACUGCAUUUCAUUCCCAUGCAUCCCAGAUGCCCUGCUUGCUUGCAUGUUUUCCGGGCCAUUACUACAUUCAUUAUCCAACCCAUGUCCCAGACUGUCUCCCUCAGCUUUCAGUUUCCAGCCCCUUGUGUCUGUGUUGCAUUCUGCUCUGUUGACUUUAACUUUUACCUAAAAUACCCCUCAUACAUAUAGAUAAG